AUGACCAGGGUCUUGGCUGGCCCGUAUUGUACACAGAUCCUUGGCGACCUUGGCGCUGAAGUCAUCAAGAUUGAGCAUCCAACUCGUGGUGAUGAUACCCGGGCUUGGGGCCCGCCUUAUGCGGCGUAUCGAGACGAGUCUAAUCUGGAAGGUCCGGGUGAAUCUGCGUACUUUCUAGGUGUCAACCGAAACAAGAAGUCUUUAGGUCUAUCAUUCCAACAUGCCGAGGGUGUGGAGGUCCUUCACAAGCUCGCAGCGAAAUGCGACAUCCUCGUGGAGAAUUAUCUCCCAGGUACUCUGAAGAAGUAUGGUAUGGACUAUGAAACGUUACACAAAAUUAAUCCGGGUCUCAUCUACGCCUCGAUAACGGGAUAUGGCCAGACGGGACCAUAUUCGCAGCGAGCCGGGUACGAUGUCAUGGUCGAGGCCGAAUUCGGGUUGAUGCAUAUCACCGGCAGUCGAGACGGGCCACCGGUAAAGGUCGGCGUAGCUGUUACAGAUUUGACUACGGGGCUUUAUACCAGUAAUAGUAUCAUGGCUGCCCUUUUGUCUCGCGCGAAGACGGGUCGUGGCCAGCACAUCGACGUAGCCCUCAGUGAUUGCCAGACUGCUACGCUUGCCAACAUCGCAAGUAGUUGUCUCAUUAGUGGGAAGAAGGACACAGGCCGAUGGGGUACAGCUCAUCCAUCAAUAGUACCGUACCAAUCAUUCAAGACCAAAGACGGCGAUGUAUUAUUUGGCGGUGGCAACGAUCGCUUAUUCAGCAUACUAUGCCAAGGCCUAGGUAGGCCGGAGUGGAUAACGGAUCCGAAGUACAGCGUGAACUCGCAGCGCGUAGCUCACCGGGAAGAGCUUCUUGUCGAGAUACAGGAGAUUACGGUGCAAAAGACGACGCAGGAAUGGUUGGAAAUCUUCGAGGGGAAGGGCAUGCCGUACGCCGCGGUCAACGACGUUCAGGGGGCGCUGAAUCACGAGCACACGAAGGCGCGGAAUAUGGUUAUCGAGGUAGAGCACGAGCAGUGCGGGCCGAUCAAGUUGGUUAACACCCCGGUCAAAUACAGCGAAACCAAGCCCACGGUUCGUACUGCACCACCGACUUUAGGUCAGCAUACCGAUGAAGUUUUGUUAGAUAUUCUUGGCCUAGAAGCUAGCGAGGUGGCUUUGCUGAAGGAGAAAGGGGCCGUGAGCUCCACUGGCCGCCCACCUUACAUGCCACAAUUCUCAGCAGCUACACAGAUGAUUCUUAAGAGGAUAAAUUCCAAACCUGGAAGUCUGUCAUCAGCUCUAUCAUCGGCAUCUUCUGAAUUGAACAAAACUAACAUUGAAAAAUCCACAUUUGAGGAUGCCAAGAGACGUCUUGUCAUGACUAUGAACACUUCUAUGAGUAUGCGAAUGCCCCCUCAAAUUCCUCAUCAUCACACAAUGCCUCGUAAAUCAUCUUCUAUGCUCCGAACCCCCGCUCCCACUCAGACAACGGCAGCACCCCCCAUCUCAUCAGCGAAGACCAUACCUAAGACCAUGGCAUUGGCCAAACCAGCCACUCCGAAGGCAUCGACACAGAAGUCUAAGAGCAAGCCGUCUCGUGGCACCAAGCGCAAGCGUGGAAAGGAAGAUGAUGGUGAUGAAACAUCUUCCAGCCUCAGCGACCUGUCGGAUAAUGAGCGCAAGGCUGCCCCCGCUGCGAACACCACCAAAUCUUCCGUUGCCGCUGCUUCUGCUAAGGAACAGGCCGUACACACUAUGACGAAGUACGGCCGUCAAGUGCAGAAGCCGACACAGUACAAUCCUUCUUUGCAGUCGGCGCGCGAUGCUCAGAAGCGAAAGACUAAUGGAAAGCGCACUCAAGAGCAAGCGCUAUGCAAGGUGUGCCAACGCGGACUUAGUCCAAACGCCAACCAGAUCGUAUUCUGCGAUGGCUGCAACAACGGCUGGCACCAGAUGUGCCACGAGCCGUAUAUCGAUGACGAUUUUGUCAGCAACGAGUCUCAAUCGUGGUUUUGCAACCGCUGCGUUGCCAAGCGCGAGAAGCAUAUUGCCAAGAAGAAGAAGCUUGAAGGAUUUAAGGGCGUCAGCUGGUCUGGCAAGACUGCCGAGCAGAAACGAUCAUAUCUAUCGGGUGUCCCUCAUGCGCAGCUCGUUAAUAUCAUCAUGUACAGCAUGGAGCUACACCCCGAGCUUCCGAUCUUCCCUGCUCACGAAGCCAGACGCGGCGGUGCUCAAGGGGCCCGCACGUCUUCCAACGAUAGCAGCCGAACCAAGACGGACUCGAACAUCAACGUCGGCCCCACUCACUACUCCAGCAAGGUGUCCACGCCAGAUUCGUACGCCCUAAACGCCAAGGCGACGGCGGGUCAGAAAUCAGCUACUGACAGCCAGGACCGGGCUGCCCGAGAGGGAUCCAGCGACUCCGUUCCCGCGGCCUGGCCUCAAGUAGGCAAGGGCACUCUAGCGGGCCUGGAGAUGAAAGAGGAUGAGAUGCGCGAUAAGAACGACCAUGAAGCCUUCAGCGUCAGCACCUACAAUGCCCGAGGCAAGAAGAUCAUUGAGAAUGGCAAGGCCGCAUGA
Messenger RNA from Hypoxylon fragiforme, 2565 nucleotides. RefSeq names its product CoA-transferase family III. The coding region runs from base 1 to 2565 and encodes 854 amino acids. Lineage: Eukaryota; Fungi; Ascomycota; Sordariomycetes; Xylariales; Hypoxylaceae. Gene Ontology annotation, molecular function: catalytic activity. The transcript has 8 exons. The record is from RefSeq and is a predicted model, not a curated record.